AUGUCGAUGGAAUCGCUGAAAGUUUUAGUUAAUCCUGCUCGAGGUCAAAUCGACCAAACUAGUGGUAAAGACAAUAAUGCUCUUUUUUAUGGAGCACCAGGCACGGGAAAAACCUCAAUAACUAAAAGGUUAUGUUUGAGAACUAAUAGGUUUCCGGUGAUUGAAAUAAAAGUAGAUAACUUUGGAUUUACUAGGUCUUCGGAUGGUGAGGUUCGUUAUAUUCUGUUUGUCGAUGAAGCUAAUCAAAUUAGUGAAAAUUCCCUUAAGCAUAGCCCUAGUUAUUUAAGAUUUCUUAAAGAAUGCAUGGAGGGAGUUAACAAAGAAAAGCAAAGCCAAAACUUAUGGAUAUUUGCGACCAACUACUUAGACGAGGUUGACAAAGCAGUUUAUCGCCCUGGACGCUUAAAAAAUCCUCGCGAUGAUAAACUAGAAGAUGUGAUGAAAGAAGUUAAAGACACAGUUGAUAUUCGUAUUGAUGAACUUAAUGAUUUACUCCAACAAGUAGGAACCGCUAUCAAUAACAUGUGUACUAGCCUCCAAACAGUCACUAAAGACAUUCUUUUUUUCGGAGGACUUUUAGGAGCUCCUUUUACCGGUGGACUAAGUUUAUUAGGUUGUGCACCAAAAUUAUUUGGCGGCGGGGGAAACCAACAAACACAACAAGCCCCCGCCGAAGCCUUUAACUUGCUAAACAAAUCCAUUGAAGAAUUAGCCAAUAUGCGAAAGGACUUAGAAGCAGCCCGUUCUAACUACAAACCAGGAGUAGACACCAGCAAGGAAGUGCUUUGUAUUAAUUGUGGCAAUUCAGUCAAGAAAGCAAAAAACUUCGAAAAACAGCAAAAAGAAAACCAAACUCAACGUCAACUAGUCAAUGAUUACUCAAAUGAGUUCAAAAAAUUAAAGCACGAACUUAAUAAUAAGGUGAAAACUACUGAUUUAGGAAUAAGUGAUUUAUGA
Messenger RNA from Ambispora leptoticha, 957 nucleotides. The record is from the annotation of a GenBank genome assembly. NCBI's taxonomy places the organism in Eukaryota, Fungi, Glomeromycota, Glomeromycetes, Archaeosporales, Ambisporaceae.